UCAAUCUCAGGGAAAAUGCCAUUUCACCUUCUUCUGAAUGAUAUACUAAUAAAAAUAUACAAUAAAAAUAAGGUCAAAGGCAUUAAGCAGAACCCCCUCCCCUCCCUGGAGGCGGGGAUUUGUUCUACAAAGCCUUCUGUCAUGCCAGUGGCCAACUAGAGUUUUUUUUUUCCCCUGUGACAUGGGCUUUAGUUGCAGUGGAAAGGAAAUGUGUCAUCUGUGGUUAGUGGAAAGCUAGUUGUACAUAUCCUUUUUUACUGAAGAUUUACUUUUAGGUUCAUAUUCUACAAGUCUAUUCUGCUUUGAAUUACUUGGAAACUGUGCUUCAAGACAAGAAAAGAAGUGGCUUAUUAAAAUCAGUUAAUAAUAAGAUUGUGACCAAGCAUUUUGUAAGAUUACCAGCACACUCACGGACAUGGACCACACGGGGCACUACCUGCAUCUUGCCUUUCUGAUGACAACAGUUCUUCCUUUGUCUCCUGGAACAAAAGUAAACUACACCCAUCUGUGGGCUAAUAAUACUACUGUCUGGGAUCCAGAUACUGAGAAUAAGACGGGCAGAAGCCAAGAUGAAAACAUUAACACAAACCCUACAGUUCCUGAAGUAGAUAAAGAAGGUAAUUCUACAAACAUUCCUGAAAUAGCAACAUCAUCUCCCAUCGUGUCUGUAACUCCUAAAUCUGAACAGGAGCUUUAUACUUCCGUUGUCAGGAAGAGUUCUCCAACAGUACAGAGCAUUGAAAACACAAGCAAAAGUCACAGUGAUAUUUUCAAAAAAGAUAUCUGUGAGGAAAACAACAACAAAAUGGCUAUGCUAGUUUGCUUAAUUAUAAUUGCAGUGCUCUUCCUUAUCUGUACCAUUUUAUUUCUAUCAACUGUGGUUCUGGCAAACAAAGUCUCAUCUCUCAGACGAUCAAAACAAGUAGGCAAGCGUCAGCCUAGAAGCAAUGGUGAUUUUCUGGCAAGCAGUGGUCUAUGGCCUGCUGAAUCAGACACUUGGAAAAGAGCAAAACAGGUCACAGGGCCCAACCUAAUGAUGCAAUCCACUGGAGUGCUCACAGUUACCAGGGAAAGAAAAGACGAAGGAACUGAAAAACUCACUAACUAACAGAUGCUUUAGUGAAGCAAGAUGCAAAACAGUACUGAGAAAGUUCUUGGAAAAAAUGAAGUCAGUCUGAUAUUUAAUGCCAGUAUGUUGAUCUGAUGGUCUAAAAGUUGACAUGGCAGGCCUUGCAAUUUAGAGUCAAGCAGGUAAGAAGGAGAGAAGUUUGCCUGCUUAAUUACUUAAACCAUGCACUUUUGUUCUGACGCCAACUAUUUAAAAGGCAAAUAACAAAACAACCAAACAUUUGAAGAAGUUUUGAAAGAGGAGUUGAAGGAAAUGACUAACAGAGGUAGAAAGGGACAAUAAAUAUUUCCUGUUCAGCAACAGGAGUUAGAUGAUCUCCGUUCGGAUGUAAUUAUACUCUGAAGAGUGUAAUUCUACUUUGAAGUGUGUCGUCAGAGAAAAGUAUAUGCUUUAACAUCUAACAGAAGUCACAUUCCUAAUGCAUCGAGUGGGAACUGUAUAGUUAAAUGGUACUUUCUUUGCUGAAUGUGACAGAAUCCAUACCAGCUCAUACAUCAACACAGCUAUGCUAUCUUAUGCUAGAUGUUUUCAUCCUUACAUAUGGCACACAGAAGAAAGUGUUUUUCUACUAUAAAUAUUUAAUUAAAACUUUAAAAUUUGUAUAAUAAAUUAUGACUCGUUAGAAUAAAACUAUGUAUAUGUG
This is a messenger RNA of Sus scrofa (pig), 1772 nucleotides long. It is a transcript of the gene EVI2A, whose product is annotated as ecotropic viral integration site 2A. Gene Ontology annotation, cellular component: membrane. NCBI's taxonomy places the organism in Eukaryota, Metazoa, Chordata, Mammalia, Artiodactyla, Suidae. The record is from RefSeq and is a predicted model, not a curated record.